CCCAUUCCAGCCCCCUGGCUGGGAGGGCGGACGCCCGCUUGUGAUUAGCUAGCUGGUCUGCCUGCCUCUCGCAGGAGCGGCUGGCACUUCUCCCCCCUCUCCCCCCUCCCGCCAGCCUCGAGGUUCCUGAGCUGGCCCAGGCCGAGUCAGUGUCAGUCAGGGAGGCGGACUGCUGAGUAGUGGGUGCGAACACUGCGUUGCAGUCUUGUCCAGGGGCCGGUGCCUGCGCUCGCGCCGCCGGGUGGGAAGGAUGAAGCCGCAGCUGGAGCAGCCACCCUAUGAUUGGCUGGGGCACUUGUGAACCCGAAGUAAAGAUGGCGGGCGGGCAGGCAGCCGCCGCACUGCCCACUUGGAAGAUGGCGGCGCGCCGCAGCCUCAGCUCUCGCGGCCGGGGGGUCCUGCAGGCGGCGGCUGGACGGCUGUUGCCGCUGCUUCUGCUGAGCUGCUGCUGCGGCGCGGGCGGCUGCGCAGCGGCGGGCGAGAACGAGGAGACUGUGAUCAUCGGGUUGCGGCUGGAGGACACGAACGACGUGUCGUUCAUGGAAGGGGGGGCGCUGCGGGUGAGCGAGCGGACCCGGGUCAAGCUGCGGGUGUACGGGCAGAACAUCAACAACGAGACAUGGUCCCGCAUUGCUUUCACAGAGCAUGAGCGGCGGCGCCACAGCCCGGGUGAGCGCGGGCUGGGGGGCCCUGCGCCGCCGGAGCCGGACAGCGGCCCCCAGCGCUGCGGCAUCCGCACAUCAGAUAUCAUCAUCUUGCCCCAUAUCAUUCUCAAUCGCCGUACAUCAGGCAUCAUUGAGAUCGAGAUCAAACCGCUGCGCAAGAUGGAGAAGAGCAAGUCCUAUUACCUGUGCACGUCGCUCUCCACGCCAGCCCUGGGCGCCGGCGGCCCGGGGUCUGCGGGUGGCGCCGUCGGGGGCAAGGGCGGCUCCGGGGUGGCCGGGCUCCCGCCGCCCCCGUGGGCCGAGACCACCUGGAUUUAUCACGACGGCGAGGACACCAAGAUGAUCGUGGGGGAGGAGAAGAAGUUCCUGCUGCCUUUCUGGCUGCAGGUGAUCUUCAUUUCGCUGCUUCUGUGCCUAUCGGGCAUGUUCAGCGGCCUCAACCUGGGACUCAUGGCCCUGGACCCGAUGGAGCUGCGCAUCGUGCAGAACUGCGGCACGGAAAAGGAGAAGAAUUACGCCAAGCGCAUCGAGCCCGUGCGCAGGCAGGGCAACUACCUGCUGUGCUCGCUGCUGCUGGGCAACGUGCUGGUCAACACCACGCUCACCAUCCUGCUCGACGACAUAGCUGGCUCAGGCCUCGUGGCGGUGGUGGUCUCCACCAUCGGCAUCGUCAUCUUCGGGGAGAUCGUGCCCCAGGCCAUCUGCUCCCGGCACGGCCUGGCUGUGGGGGCCAACACCAUCUUCCUCACCAAGUUUUUCAUGAUGAUGACCUUCCCCGCCUCUUACCCCGUAAGCAAGCUGCUGGACUGCGUCCUGGGCCAGGAGAUAGGCACCGUCUAUAACCGGGAAAAACUGCUGGAGAUGCUCCGGGUCACAGACCCCUACAACGACCUCGUAAAGGAGGAGCUGAACAUCAUCCAAGGGGCGCUGGAGCUCCGCACGAAGACCGUGGAGGACGUGAUGACUCCCCUCCGGGACUGUUUCAUGAUCACCGGCGAAGCCAUUCUGGACUUCAACACCAUGUCGGAGAUCAUGGAGAGCGGCUACACUCGGAUUCCAGUAUUUGAGGGGGAGCGCUCCAACAUCGUGGACCUCCUCUUUGUCAAAGACUUGGCCUUCGUGGAUCCAGAUGACUGUACUCCCCUGAAAACCAUCACUAAAUUUUAUAACCACCCCUUGCACUUUGUUUUCAAUGACACCAAGUUGGACGCUAUGCUGGAAGAAUUUAAGAAAGGUAAAUCUCACCUGGCUAUUGUGCAGCGAGUAAACAAUGAGGGAGAGGGGGAUCCAUUUUAUGAAGUUCUGGGAAUUGUCACGUUAGAGGAUGUGAUUGAAGAAAUCAUCAAAUCUGAGAUUCUAGAUGAAACAGAUUUAUACACUGAUAACAGAACGAAAAAGAAAGUGGCCCAUCGAGAAAGAAAGCAAGAUUUUUCUGCCUUUAAGCAGACCGACAGCGAGAUGAAGGUUAAAAUAUCACCACAGCUUCUCCUGGCCAUGCACCGUUUCCUAGCAACAGAAGUAGAAGCAUUUAGCCCAUCCCAGAUGUCAGAGAAGAUCCUUCUAAGGCUGCUAAAGCACCCCAAUGUCAUCCAGGAGCUGAAGUAUGAUGAGAAGAACAAGAAAGCCCCAGAAUACUACCUCUACCAGCGAAACAAACCUGUAGACUACUUCGUUCUCAUUUUGCAGGGGAAAGUGGAAGUAGAAGCUGGGAAAGAAGGUAUGAAGUUUGAAGCCAGUGCUUUUUCAUACUAUGGUGUAAUGGCCCUUACAGCCUCCCCAGUUCCUUUGUCCCUGUCUCGUACCUUUGUUGUCAGCAGAACAGAGUUGUUAGCAGCAGGUUCUCCAGGUGAAAACAAGUCACCUCCUCGCCCAUGCGGCUUGAAUCACUCGGACUCUCUCAGUCGCAGUGACCGGAUCGAUGCGAUAACGCCGACGUUGGGGAGCAGCAACAAUCAGCUCAGCUCUUCAUUCCUCCAAGUCUACAUCCCGGACUACUCGGUGCGAGCCCUCUCCGAUCUCCAGUUUGUUAAGAUCUCAAGACAGCAAUACCAAAAUGCCUUGAUGGCAUCCCGGAUGGACAAAACUCCUCAGUCUUCAGACAGUGAAAACACUAAAAUUGAAUUGACUCUUACGGAGCUGCACGACGGGUUGCCAGACGAGACGGCCAACCUGCUCAAUGAACAGAACUGUGUGACGCACAGCAAGGCCAACCACAGCCUGCACAGCGAAGGCGCCAUCUAGAGCACCGGCCUUGGCCUCCGCGUCUGACCGUGAAUCCCAUUAGUGUGCGCUUGUGUGCCAUGCUGCAUCCUGCACCAUCCUGAGACCAAAGACUUUGUCCCCUUCCUGGAAGCAGCAGAGGAGGCCGGGGAGGGCAGGAAUGGAAACUGGAGACGUGAAAUCGACAGCCAGGGCGUGGCAUUCGAGAUUAUGGAGAUGAAUUUCUUCCGCCCAAAUAGAAUCAUGUUUAUUUUUUCAGCUGUACCUUUUAUCAUUAUCCACUCUCCUCCUCCCUCGAUUUGCAUGAAGUUGAAAAUUGUUGCGAUUUAUUUUUUUCCGAGAGAUCAUGUUUUUAAAAAGUGUCUUUUGCAGAGUUUUAAAUUGUUCUGUCUGAACUCUGCUGUGACCCCAUGAUGUAACCUUAGAAGGAUGGACUUGUCCCUCCAGUGGCCUUCCUUGGCCCCCGCCCCAGGGAGGGGCACCCUUCCUCUGUGCCCCAGUGGGUGUCGCUGUCGAACUUCAAGGAUGAAUGACACAGACCUGCCCAGGCUGUUGGCCCUGAAGGGUGGAGCCUGCACAGGGACCUGCAGCCUCUCUGAGCUCAGUGUUGUUUUAAGUUAAUGUUUAACGGUGUCCCUUUCCCUCAGAAAGGUUUAACAUUUGCUUGGAAUGUGAUUUUGCUCCCACUCUAAGGAAUUUUUAUCACCAAAAUGAAUGUUAAUGGAUUUUAAACCUAUGGUUUAUCUUUGCAAGAGGCGAGGUGGCUUCACCCCAACAUUCCCACAGCCUGGGGCCUCCAGCUCAGCCAGGCCUCUUCCGCCCCAGCUUACAGAGCGCCGUCACCCACCGCCCCGUCCUUGCUCUUGUUAACCCACGAUGCUGCUACACAGAUGCCAAAUGGAAAUCUUCCACAGGGCCCUCGAGUAAACUCGUGGUGUGGAGUCCACGCUCCUGCCCUUCCCGCUGGGAUGUAUGUCAUUGUCAGAAAAGGAGUCGGACCUUCCAGCUGUGCUCUGUGCACCCUGCCGAGAAGGCACGUCUAGGCCCAUGUGUCUAAAGGAGGGAACACUGGGGACUGCCGGCACCUGCCCCCUUCCCCUGUCCCUGGGCCCGCGGGGCCCAGCAGUGGCUGUGUCCCCGCCUGAGGACCUCUGUGUCUCCCACCUCAGACGUGGUCCACGCCAGAGAGGCUGCCCAUACAGCCAGGGUCAGUUUGGCCCCAAACAGGGAUUCAGAAACCAAAUGUGUGUUGUGGCCAUUUCAUGUGUGUCUCUGUCUUAUUUUACUAUCAAAUUCAUCACGUGUAGUGAAAUUAAUGUCAGGAGGUAUUUCUUGAGUGACUGAAUUCCUAACUCUUUUAUCUGUGUUUUAAGUGUUAACCCAAGGGAUAUGUGCAUUUUGUCGGCAACAUUCGUACACUGAAAUGACUUCCUACUGACCACAGUUUUCGUAUAGACCUGUCAGUCCUCGCUGCGUCCAGUCACUAGGUGAGAAGAUAGCAUCUUCUCCACUGGGUCUCACUGCACGAAGGGAAGCCCUGGGGCUAAGCGGCAGUUUCUUCUCCUUCCUCCAGGUAGGACUGUGCACCCCAGGCUGCGCGCUGGCUGGCGGGUGGGAGCUGCGGUUGGGAAAGAACCAGCAACACGCUGGGCUUGCCUCCCGGUGAGCAGCUCCGUGGCUCCAGUGUCAUGUGCGCACCUGGCGCAGUGUUUCCCCUGGAAUGUUGGUCCUGGAGCAUCUUCCUCAGAAGGUGCCGUGCCCCUUAGUGAGGGAAGUACUGGUCUCACCUGGUAGAAGUCACCAGGUGCCCCCUCAAGGGGCUGAGUGGCCUGCUGCUGGCACCCAAAUCAGAGCACCGUGGGAUGGUGCUCCCACCGCAGAGCUUGACGUUAGUGGGACCCUGUACUGUGAGUAUUUGCUUUUAUAAACCCAUCCAAGUGUAAAGGUCUCACUUCCUUAAGAUGCGUCUAGCUGAGCACAGCGUCAGUAUGACAUGACACGGGAACUGGGAUUAUCUGUAGCGGGUGCAGAAAUGAGAGAGAGUUCCCUGUAACAGAGUGAAACCCGGGCCUUGCUAGGGGAGGAGGCUUCUGCCCCAGCCAGCACGCCACGCUCUGGGCCGGGACAGCAGUGCCAUCCCUAUGGUCUGGUGCAGCCGGGCUGCCAAGCCGUGGUUCCUCUGGCCUCCCGGAUCUUCUCCCGUCGGCUUCCCCUGGCCUAUCUGCUUUGAUCUGCCUCUCCACACGCAGUCCGUCUCCGGGCGCCUUGCUACUGGAAGGAGCCUCUGGAACCACAGUUACUGUGCUGGAUCUUUUUUGGAGCCCCACUACUGCUCUGUGAAUCCUAAAGCCCUUUUGAGAGGAUUCCAGCUGCUGGCUCCUUGACUUCAGGGAGAAAUGGUUGACGUUUCCCUACUGUCUUACCUGCUCAGUGUGUGGCUUUCUGAAAAGUCCUCUCUCUAAAGGAGCUGGCACAGGAGGCUUUGCAGUAGGGCUCCUGGAGGACGAAAUCUUAGCCUCCCAAGUUCGUAUUUAUUUUCUAUAAACUACUCUUUACCUUUGAUUUUUCACAGUUUUAUAACAACAGGGAGUCCCAAAUAAGUCCUGUCUGGUCCCUGAAGGAAUGAAGGCUAACAUUUGGCUACAGUUAUAUCUGCUUUGGGCAAGGCCCAAGACCCUUCAGAUGGUAACACUCAGUAUCUGAGCGACAGAUUCCUCUUUCAGGCCCCCCGCUUUCCUUCUGGAAACUAACUUCAGGCUGUUGAAGGAGGAAUGCUGGCUCAUGGCUUCUGUGGGGCAGCAGGAGAAUGAUUUAGAGGAGGUCUAUGCGGUUCAUGUCUACAAAGUAAAUGAGAGCAAGGCAGAGAAAGACCAUCAAAUAGUUGAGAUCUUGAUGUGCAGCGGCCCGUCCUCGGCACUACUGGUGGGUCGUCCUCUCCUAGGGCUGCUGGCUUCGUAAGCGUGGGGAGCGGGCUGUGGAGCAGACACAGGGCCCGGGGUCCUGAAUUCUGUGCGAGCCCCGUUGUCAGGCCAGGGCCUCGCUCUUCUUUUCAGUGGCCCCUGCUGCAAGCCCUGACUCUGGGGGACCAGACAGGGCCUCCCCCUCUCCUAAGCAGCCACUCUGGCAUCCCGAAGCUUCCUCCUGGAACUGGAUUCCUAGUAUCCAAGUGUUCCUGGGACAAUCUGCUUUCUCUUCAUAAAUGAGGGAGACUUUCUUCCUACUGCUUUAGAGAUUCCCUCCCUUUAAUUCUCUGUUUCACAUGCAUCAGGCAAGUCUAAAAUCAUAUGUUUAAACUCUUAGGAAAACAGAACCUUAAGAUUUGUGCAUGGAAACUGAGAUGUUAAUCAACUAGCUUAAGCCUUGGUUCUUACAUAAUUUGAAUGUGAAAGGGCACCCCAUGUAACUCUUUUUUCCCCUCCUUCCUCACCUCACUUCUGGAAGAGAGCUCAGUGCCCAUGCUGACAGUGUUGUCUUCCCCAAGUGGGAGGAGUAGGGCAUCUUGCCAUUUUCUAAUAUUUCAAGGAGCUUUUGUGCAAAUGUUGAAUGCAAAACUUCACACUAAUAUGGAACAUUAACUGUGAAUAUAUUUACUUGUGCUAUCCCCAGUACCACACAACUAAAGGUCCAGCUUUUCCAAGUCUAGGAAAACAGUGCUAGAUACAAGUAGAAUUGCAUUUCCCUUAGGAAAUGAAGCAACGGGAAUUUGGGCUUAGCAGGGACCAUGAACUUCUGUCCUCAAAUUACCUCAGGUUGAGGAGCAGACCUAAGUAGGCCCUGGCCAAUUGAACCUGUGUCCUGGCUGGUCAAAAACAAAAACAAAACCCAACCCUGUCAUCUUCUGAAAAACCAGCCAGGGAUCUGACCAUCUUUGCCUUGCCUGGGCCAGGAGAGCAGGAUUCCUCCAGUGUUCCCCAGGCCCCGGCCCAGGCAGAGGACUCACCUGGGCGGGCACAGGAAGGUGCUCACCUUGUUCCCUGGGAUUCUAAGCAGGAGGCCACCAGGGAGGGUUGGCUUGUGCAUGUCACAUGACACAAGCUCCUUGCUAGCAGGAGAGCAGGAACUGUUCCCCUCUCAGCUUUGAUCCCGGAGACGUUUUUCUUGCGGAGCGUUGAAGACCGCGAGGCUGGGCUGGCAGAGGCUUCUGAGGCUCUUGUCCUGGGUCAGGUGCGGUUCUAUUCCAGCCUCUGGACUAGUGGUGCUUCUGUCCAGCAAGGGCAUCUUGGUGGGUUGCAGGUUAGCCCAGAAUUAGGAGGGAUUUAGAGAGUUCAAUAUGGAAGUGAUCUGGGGAUUCAGAAACUUUUCCCAUGUAAAUGGAUCAGUGAGCAACCUACUCAGUGGAUUUUUAUACCUCAGGGCCAUUUGCAGAUCUUUAUCUUUCCACGUUUCUUUUGUAUUUGCGUGGGCUGAUAGGAGAGAUGAGUUCGGAGGGUUCUAGGAUGAUGUUUGUUCAUUUGCCUCGGUUUGCGGAUGUGUGGGGCACCCGCACCAAGCUUGCUCAAGGCUGUGGCAGUGGGCCUUCCUCCUCCGGCACGCGUGGGCACCCUUCCUGCAGGGAGUGCUUACGUGCUGCUUCUCCUUCUGCCCUGCCUGAAGAUGCCAGAGCCCCUGGUCAGCCCUAAGGACAGGAGGAAGAUGGCAGUUCACAGCAGCUGCAGAGCUCAGAGCAGCUUUCCUCCCACUGUCCUGGGCUGGGGACCUUCUUUGCUCUUCAGACCUUUGCGGUUGUCUCGGCUCAAGUAAGCUUUCUCACUGUAUGGGUUAGAGCCACUGAGGUCAUCUCAGAAGAAUUGUUUUAAGUAUCAGGCUGUACUUGGAGCAACAUGGAAACAAAGGUUCUAAAUGGCAAGAGAGUAAAGUUCUAGGUGUUUGUAUGCCGAGGUUUAUAUGUACACAGAGCCAACACGUACUAUAAGACUUGAGUGAGUACAUUUUCAAGUUUCCAUACCCACUGGGUGUUAAACAUAAACGAAUUGGAAGAAUGACUGGGAGUAUUGUUUUGCCUCACUUGGCAGGGUAUCUUCCAGCAUUUGCCCACAUCUGACCAACAUGGAUUCACUCGAGAAGUGAUUUCUUUUGGGGCCAGCUUCCUCUUCAGACUCACCCUGGAGAGAACUAUCAAAUGGACCUGGUGGGCCUUGAGUGCCUGCCGUUUUUGUUGGAGACCCAGGCCCCUUGGAUAUAAACAGCUGGUUUCAGGCUCCCAGAGCAGAAGGGAGAGGGAGAAAAGUAAGGCCUCAGGACUCUUGUUCCCCAGAGAGCCCCAGCCUCGCUCCUGAUUCAUUACUCCCCGUGUCUAAAGUCUACUGUGAAGGUGGAGUGUGUCAGUCCGUUGACUUUGUUUCUGGAGUCCUUUUAAGUCCACAAAUGUAUAUGCUUUAUUUUAUAUUAUUAUUUAUUAUGUACAUAUGCCUCUACUGUUAGUACAUCGUCUAUGACUAAGAUGAGAUCUGUUCUGGAGCCCCUCAUCCAUGGAGCCUAGGGUUCUGUUGUCUUUUAAAGUGGGUGAGAAGGAGCGGUUUUGCUUUUGUCUUAAACAGGUUGCUGCUCUUACGCUGGUCCUAGUGUCCCGGCCCCUGUUAUGGGGCCCACCUCUAUUCCUGAUGGCAGGUGUUUGAGUUGGGCCCACCUCUAUUCCUGAUGGCAGGUGUUUGAGAUGAGGAUGGAGGCAGGUCUUUACUUCACGGCAGGGCCUCUCAAGUACCUGCGUGAAAUACUUUAGAGGUGGUUUCCUGGUGACUGGGUCUAUUCUCUGGGUAAUGGUACAACGUGGCUGUGAGGCCACAGCCUCCUUCCUCACUCCCACACUCCCAAGCCAGGUUGGUGGCCUGGUCCCACAACAGUGAUGGUCUCUAACUCCCACCUUGGACUGCAGAAUCCAUCUCUCUGGACCAUGGAAGCUGCCUGCCCACCUGGGCUUCUAAUAUGCCUUUUCUUGGUUUUGAGGCCCAAUGCCAACACUGCCUUGGCGCCUCAAAUAAGACCCUGCUUUGAGUCCGAUUUCCAUCCUCCUUAGCCUUUACUCACUGUAUCAUAGUGUACAUUUCAUGCUUUGUAGCAGUGAAGUUUUCUGAACACAGUAUCCAGAGCUGUGUAUAUAAACCUAAAUAAGCACAAAUGACAUGUAUAGGUUUCGUGAGCUGAUUGUCAUAAUGAAUGCAUUUUAUAAUUCAAAUGAUGUUGUAGAUUUACAAUCUCUCCUAUUUAUUUUGUAUCAAUUUAUUUGUAAAUUUUGUGAUUGUUUUAAAAGGUUUUUGUUCAUUUCUAUUCUGUUUAGAUAAAUGAUUUCUGUUCACCCUUCUA
Orcinus orca (killer whale) is the source of this 9185-nucleotide messenger RNA. RefSeq names its product cyclin and CBS domain divalent metal cation transport mediator 2 (gene CNNM2). Bases 279 to 2906 code for a protein of 875 amino acids. Gene Ontology annotation, biological process: magnesium ion homeostasis; transport. The transcript has 8 exons. Gene Ontology annotation, cellular component: plasma membrane. Gene Ontology annotation, molecular function: magnesium ion transmembrane transporter activity. Lineage: Eukaryota; Metazoa; Chordata; Mammalia; Artiodactyla; Delphinidae. The record is from RefSeq and is a predicted model, not a curated record.